UCAGCGGGGAGCGUCGCCGAGAUCGAGAGAGAGGUGCCUCAGCUGGGGGAAGAUUUGUUAAUUUGGGUCGCGUUGCGUUGUGUCACCGAAAAAGGCUAUAAACUUGAAACCAUCAACUCGCACUUCUUAAUUUUGCAAAUGGCUGCGAAGUAUAUCAUUGGCGCGCUUGCUGCAUCCAUUGGGAUUGCGUACAUAUCUGAUGUAUUAAUUGCCGACAAAAAGAUAUUUGGAGGUACUACCCCGCACACUGUCGCUGAGAAGGAAUGGUGGGAAGCGACUGAUAAGAAGUUCCAGGCGUGGCCUCGCACCGCCGGGCCGCCUGUUGUCAUGAACCCGAUCAGCCGCCAAAACUUCAUCGUCAAAUCCGCGGAAUCUUAAUACCGUACAAGUCGACAAAAGUUGUUUAUCUGAUCAGUCGUCGUAGGAUUUUGCAAUGCAGUUUAAAACAUUGCAUUGAUUCCACUUGCUAUGGUUUUUUUUUGUGCGUCAAUAAAGUACCAAUUGGAACUUAUUAUUUUAUGCAAAACCAGUAAGAAUUGUUCUUGUAAGGGCUCAAACCGCCCGUUCAAACUCGCGCUUGUUUUGGUUUGUAUUGUUUCCAAUCAAUUAAAUUGAGAGUUUUGAUAA
Molecule: messenger RNA, 627 nt
Organism: Ananas comosus (pineapple)
Lineage: Eukaryota; Viridiplantae; Streptophyta; Magnoliopsida; Poales; Bromeliaceae
Exons: 4
Coding region: 139-378 (79 amino acids)
Source: RefSeq, a predicted model, not a curated record